AUGGCAGGCCGGCUGCAGAACCAGGGAGGAGGGAGGAAUGGCAGGCCGGCUGCGGAACCAGGGAGGAGGGAGGAAUGGCAGGCCGGCUGCGGAACCAGGGAGGAGGGAGGAAUGGCAGGCCGGCUGCAGAACCAGGGAGGAAUGGCAGGCCGGCUGCAGAACCAGGGAGGAGGGGAGGAAUGGCAGGCCGGCUGCGGAACCAGGGAGGAGGGAGGAAUGGCAGGCUGGCUGCAGAACCAGGGAGGAAUGGCAGGCCGGCUGCAGAACCAGGGAGGAAUGGCAGGCCGGCUGCGGAACCAGGGAGGAGGGAGGAAUGGCAGGCCGGCUGCGGAACCAGGGAGGAGGGAGGAAUGGCAGGCCGGCUGCGGAACCAGGGAGGAGGGAGGAAUGGCAGGCCGGCUGCGGAACCAGGGAGGAGGGAGGAAUGGCAGGCCGGCUGCGGAACCAGGGAGGAGGGAGGGAAUGGCAGGCCGGCUGCGGAACCAGGGAGGAAUGGCAGGCCGGCUGCGGAACCAGGGAGGAGGGAGGAAUGGCAGGCCGGCUGCGGAACCAGGGAGGAGGGAGGAAUGGCAGGCCGGCUGCGGAACCAGGGAGGAGGGAGGAAUGGCAGGCCGGCUGCGGAACCAGGGAGGAAUGGCAGGCCGGCUGCAGAACCAGGGAGGAGGGAGGAAUGGCAGGCCGGCUGCAGAACCAGGGAGGAGGGAGGAAUGGCAGGCCGGCUGCGGAACCAGGGAGGAGGGAGGAAUGGCAGGCCGGCUGCGGAACCAGGGAGGAGGAGGAAUGGCAGGCCGGCUGCAGAACCAGGGAGGAAUGGCAGGCCGGCUGCAGAACCAGGGAGGAGGGAGGAAUGGCAGGCCGGCUGCGGAACCAGGGAGGAGGGAGGAAUGGCAGGCUGGCUGCAGAACCAGGGAGGAAUGGCAGGCCGGCUGCAGAACCAGGGAGGAAUGGCAGGCCGGCUGCGGAACCAGGGAGGAGGGAGGAAUGGCAGGCCGGCUGCGGGAACCAGGGAGGAGGGAGGAAUGGCAGGCCGCUGCAGAACCAGGGAGGAAUGGCAGGCCGGCUGCAGAACCAGGGAGGAGGGAGGAAUGGCAGGCCGGCUGCGGAACCAGGGAGGAGGGAGGAAUGGCAGGCCGGCUGCGGAACCAGGGAGGAGGGAGGAAUGGCAGGCCGGCUGCGGAACCAGGGAGGAGGGAGGAAUGGCAGGCCGGCUGCGGAACCAGGGAGGAAUGGCAGGCCGGCUGCGGAACCAGGGAGGAGGGAGGAAUGGCAGGCCGGCUGCGGAACCAGGGAGGAGGGAGGAAUGGCAGGCCGGCUGCGGAACCAGGGAGGAAUGGCAGGCCGGCUGCGGAACCAGGGAGGAAUGGCAGGCCGGCUGCGGAACCAGGGAGGAGGGAGGAAUGGCAGGCCGGCUGCGGAACCAGGGAGGAGGGAGGAAUGGCAGGCCGAAGCUGCGGAACCAGGGAGGAGGGAGGAAUGGCAGGCCGGCUGCGGAACCAGGGAGGAGGGAGGAAUGGCAGGCCGGCUGCGGAACCAGGGAGGAGGGAGGAAUGGCAGGCCGGCUGCGGAACCAGGGAGGAAUGGCAGGCCGGCUGCGGAACCAGGGGAGGAAUGGCAGGCCGGCUGCGGAACCAGGGAGGAAUGGCAGGCCGGCUGCGGAACCAGGGGAGGAGGGAGGAAUGGCAGGCCGCUGCGGAACCAGGGAGGAGGGAGGAAUGGCAGGCCGAGCUGCGGAACCAGGGAGGAGGGAGGAAUGGCAGGCGGCUGCGGAACCAGGGAGGAGGGAGGAAUGGCAGGCCGGCUGCGGAACCAGGGAGGAGGGAGGAAUGGCGGGCCGGCUGCGGAACCAGGGAGGAGGGAGGAAUGGCAGGCCGGCUGCGGAACCAGGGAGGAGGGAGGAAUGGCAGGCCGGCUGCGGAACCAGGGAGGAGGGAGGAAUGGCAGGCCGGCUGCGGAACCAGGGAGGAGGGAGGAAUGGCAGGCCGGCUGCGGAACCAGGGAGGAGGGAGGAAUGGCAGGCCGGCUGCGGAACCAGGGACGAGUGAGGAAUGA
Coregonus clupeaformis (lake whitefish) is the source of this 2049-nucleotide messenger RNA. RefSeq names its product spidroin-1-like. NCBI's taxonomy places the organism in Eukaryota, Metazoa, Chordata, Actinopteri, Salmoniformes, Salmonidae. The record is from RefSeq and is a predicted model, not a curated record. The transcript has a single exon. Bases 1 to 2049 code for a protein of 682 amino acids.